Molecule: messenger RNA, 1789 nt
Organism: Pseudomyrmex gracilis
Lineage: Eukaryota; Metazoa; Arthropoda; Insecta; Hymenoptera; Formicidae
Product: putative fatty acyl-CoA reductase CG5065
Exons: 7
Coding region: 1-1494 (497 amino acids)
Biological process (GO): long-chain fatty-acyl-CoA metabolic process
Cellular component (GO): peroxisome
Molecular function (GO): alcohol-forming very long-chain fatty acyl-CoA reductase (NADP+) activity
Source: RefSeq, a predicted model, not a curated record
AUGAAUGAAGACGCUAAUACACCUAUACCCACCUUUUACUCCCAUCAAAGUAUUUUCAUUACUGGUGGCACAGGUUAUUUGGGUAAAGCAUUAUGUGAAAAAUUACUUAGAUGUUGUCCAGAUAUUAAAGAAAUAUUUUUACUGAUACGACCAAAAACAGGACUCACCGUCAACGACAGGUUAAAGAAAAUGUUGAAUAACAAGCUUUUUGAUUUAUUACGGCGCGAGCGGCCAAACAGUUUUGAGAAAAUUAUUCCGAUAAGCGGAGACGUGAGUAGGGAGGAUUUAGGAUUAUUGCCAGAAGACAGGAAAAUGUUAAGUGAAAAAGUGUCGAUAAUAUUCCACGUAGCGGCUUCUGUCCGCUUUGACGAGAGUCUUAAAGAUGCGAUUUUCACAAACUUACGGUCAACGCGUGACGUUUGUAUUUUGGCCCAAUCUAUGAAAAAUAUAAUGGCUCUAGUUUACGUAAGCUCGGCAUUUACACAGUGUGAUAAACCCGUCGUAGACGAGGUUUUUUAUCCUUUGGAAAACGUCGAUUGGAAGAAGACGAUCCACAUUGCUGAGAAAAUUGACAACGAAAUUUUAAAAGUUUUUACCGCGAAAUAUAUACAUCCCAUGCCCAAUACGUACGUCUUUACAAAGCGACUAGCAGAAAAUGUUAUAAACGAUUUUUCUGAAUCGUUGCCUUGCGUUAUUAUUAGACCUUCAAUUGUAAUACCAUCAAUUAGCGAUCCAAUACCAGGUUGGAUAGAUAAUUUUAAUGGCCCAAUGAGCUUAGUAAUCGGUAAUGCAACCGGUAUUAUGCGCGUUGCUUAUUGGGACUCUUCUGUGGUACCAGAUUGGGUACCAAUCGAUGUUGUAACAAAAUCAACGAUAAUCGCUGGUUGGAGACGGGGAAUGAGAAACAUCGCUGAGGAUACGAGCAUUCAUAUUUACAACUGCUGUACCAAGGACAUACUGAACGUGAGUCUACGCAAAUUAAUACGCGUAGGGUCUCGUGUCGCUUAUGAUAUUCCUUUUGAGAGGAUUAUUUGGAAACCGAAUAUGAUUGGGAUAAAACAUUAUUCUUUAUUUUACAUACUNGUAGUGAUACUACAUAUUGUGCCGGCAGUUCUAGUAGAUACUAUUCUGAGAAUAGUCCAUUUACCUCCGAUGUUAGUAAACCUGCAAAGAAAAAUAUUCGUAUCACUUCUCGCGUUGUUUUUCUUUGCAACAAACUCGUGGCAGUUCAAUAACUCAAAAUUUAUAAGCUUGUUUGAGACCUUAAGCGCUAACGAUAAACUUGAUUUUGGAUAUAAAGACUUGAUGGAUUUCAAUAUCGANGACUAUAUUAGAAAUGCACUUAUUGGCUGUAAACUCUACUUGCUUAAUGAAAACAUGAGUCGCUUGGAACAAGCGAGACGUCAUUGUAAAAGGAUGGACUGGCUCAAUGAAAUAACCAAGAUAUUGUUUGUGAUUAUGCUAUUGUAUAUUUUCUACACACUUUUCUUGUAAAAUACAUUAUAUUGUAUAUCAAGAAUUAUGUGUGAUUUCGCUUUAAAAUCAGUAAUUUUUGUAAAGUUCACGAACAAGAAAUACAUUUUCAACAGUAUAUUUAUAUUUAGCUGUACAACUGGAUUUAACUAUUGCAUUAAAAUGAUUUCCCAUAACGCAACAGUUUUGUCGAAAUAAAAUUUUGUAAAUACUGUUUGUCAAAAAUUGUAAAAAAAUCGUUAUGCAUUUUCAUAAGCAUAUACAUAUGUAUAAUUUUGUGCAAUGCAUUUUUAGAAGUGUAUACGUUUAUAAAAUU